AUGUCUUUAGAUUCAUCAAUAUGUCCAGUGUGUGAACAGCAUGUAAAGAUGGUUCAACUGGAUCAGCAGAUGCCAGAAGAUGUCCAAAAGGCAUUCAUUUCUAUUCACUCUGUGAUUGAGGAUGCUGUGCAAACAAUACGGUUUCAGUCCGAAAACUCGCUGGCAUUGAUCCGAGCACUCAAACAGUCUAAUCAGUUUCUUACCAAAAAAGCUAUCGAGUAUCAGCAUAAAUACCGAGAAAUAGCAAGACAGCUCUCACAGGCCACAUUAGAAAUCCAGCAGAUGAGGCAACUACUGCAAAAAACCCGGCCACCACAGAGCACAUACACAUCCAAUCCUAUUGCGCACCGUCCAGCAACAGCAUCUUCAUCAAAAUCACCAAUCAGUAGUCGGCUAAGUUUAAAACCAGACUCCAGAUCAUCUGGACUAAACACUAUUCAACCUUUAGCAAUGAACCCAAACACAUUUGAAGCAGCCGCGGCUGAAGAAAAGCUAGCUCAACAGCACAAGAAUCGUCAGCAAAUGACUCGACAGUACUAUGCUGCUGCAUCUACUCCUCACUUUCAACCAUCCAGGGUAAUUCAACGACCAUCCACUGGUGUCAUGCGUGUCACUAUGCCUCGCCCUACUUCAUCAAGAUCUACUAUAGAGCACACUCUAGAAGAUCAAAUGAAUAGAAAGAACCGGGUACUUGCACCGUCCAAAUCCAUGUCUUCAUUUUCUCAAUUGCGAUUCAUGAAAAAAUAGUGUCUGGAUACUUGUUUGAUGAAUCAAAUCAUCAAAAGCAUAUUAAUCAAAGUAGCGGGCUUAUCAACAAUAAACUAUUCAUUGAAAUGUAUACCGUGAAUUGAAAU
Batrachochytrium dendrobatidis JAM81 is the source of this 854-nucleotide messenger RNA. RefSeq lists its product as uncharacterized. Lineage: Eukaryota; Fungi; Chytridiomycota; Chytridiomycetes; Rhizophydiales. Gene Ontology annotation, cellular component: synaptonemal complex. Gene Ontology annotation, molecular function: SUMO transferase activity. The transcript is spliced from 3 exons. The coding region runs from base 1 to 747 and encodes 248 amino acids. The record is from RefSeq and is a predicted model, not a curated record. Gene Ontology annotation, biological process: homologous chromosome pairing at meiosis; protein sumoylation; reciprocal meiotic recombination.